Messenger RNA from Cynoglossus semilaevis (tongue sole), 1306 nucleotides. RefSeq names its product src kinase associated phosphoprotein 2 (gene skap2). Gene Ontology annotation, cellular component: cytoplasm; plasma membrane. The coding region runs from base 10 to 1131 and encodes 373 amino acids. The record is from RefSeq and is a predicted model, not a curated record. Lineage: Eukaryota; Metazoa; Chordata; Actinopteri; Pleuronectiformes; Cynoglossidae. Gene Ontology annotation, molecular function: protein binding. The transcript is spliced from 13 exons.
UGUGCGUGAAUGCGUGCGUGUGUGUGUCCGUGUGUGUGUGUGUGGCCACUCAGUGUCACUUCCGUGUCAUGUGAAGAUUGUCCUGCGUCCACCGCUGCCUGUAACGAUUUGACUACGAUGCGAUCUGUUCCAGAGGAGGUGACCACGCUGAUCUCAGAUCUAGAGCAUUUCCUCAACGAUGGGUUAAAAGCGGAAAAUUUAAGUAAAAAGGCAAAGGAGAAAAGGGAAGCCUUAGCCAAAAGGAUUCGCGACGUCAGACUGAGUUUUCCACAUGAGUUCAAGGACAAAUUAGGUGGAGAUGACUCCGAGAAGGAGGAGGAAGCUGAUAGCAACAACGACAGAGAGUCCCUGCAGUCGGAGCGCACGGACAAAGAUGACGACACGUAUGAAGGUGCCCAGCAGUCUCCACCAGUGGCAGCCCAGGACCUGACAUCUGUCUUCAAGGCAGGCUACCUGGAGAAACGCAGAAAAGAUCACAGCUUCUUCGGCACUGAGUGGCAGAAGAGAUGGUGUGCUCUCAGUCACCAUACGUUCUACUAUUAUGGCAGUGAGAAAGACAAGCAGCAGAAAGGUGAGUUCAGUAUUGACGGCUACUCUGUCAAAAUGAUCAACACCCUGAGGAAGGACUCAAAGAAAGACUGCUGCUUUGAGAUUUGCGCCCCAGAAAAGCGGGUCUACCAGUUUUGUGCGUCAUCAGUCAAAGAGGCGGAGGACUGGGUGCAACAGAUAGACUUUGUUUUGAGAGACUUGACAGGCGUGAUCCCAGAAGAAGAGUAUGAACAGGAAAUGUACGACGAUGUUGGUGCUCCGGUCCAACCCAUCGAUGAGGACAUCUAUGAAGAGCUUCCAGAGGAUUCUCCACCAAACCCUGCCCCGAAGGUGGAACCACUGUCCAAACCAGCUCCUCCUCCUCCUGCUCCAGCCGUCGAUAAGGCCACAGACUACCAGAACUACUACCAGGGUCUGUGGGACUGUACUGGAGACCAGACUGAUGAGCUGACCUUCAAACGUGGAGAUCCCAUCUACAUCCUCAGCAAGGAGUACCAGAACUAUGGCUGGUGGGUUGGAGAGAAGAAUGGAAAUAUAGGAAUUGUCCCUAAAGAUUACCUGAUGCAGCUUUACAUUUUGUAAAUACAAACCAUGCUUGACCCUUCCUUGAUGGAACAACUUUUAACGUCACUGUAGGAAAAUGAUCCUUUCUACUCUCUGCCUCUCAUUUCUAUUUAUUUUCUGUUUGACUAUUUUUCCUCCUCUACAUUCCAAACUUUGCUUCUGGCCAUAAAAAUGAAUAAAAAUUCAAUUAUAA